AUGGCAUUUCUACCAUCCUCAGCUAUUGUCUACUUCCUUGCAAUCUCCCUCCAGGGAUUUGCUCUCCGUCUGGGACGCCAUGCGGUGGGGCUCAUGGGCAAGGGCCAGCACUCGCUAGCGGCGAGAUAUUACCUCUUGGUAUAUCUCUUCUGUUGUGUUACCGGCGCCUUGGCCGUGGUUGCUUGGACACUCAGUAAAAUUGAGGAAAGCCAAGCCGAAUUUCACGAUGGCCCUUUCAUCCCCGAUGCCGAACAUGUCCCCGGACCCGGCCCUGAUGCUCUGGCUUCCAAUGGCCAGGACUGUUAUACAGUUCUGGACACGGCGCAGCCUGGCAUUGGAAGUGGAAGCGCUGACCAUGGCUAUUGCGAUUGCUCCCCUGAUGCCAAUGCCAAUGCCAAUUUAUGGAUGAUGAAGCUAAUUGCAAUUGUUACAUCUGCUCAGUUUGUUUCCUCUCGCGGCAACGAGUACUUCUGUGAAAUCGAUGAGGACUAUUUGACCGAUCGUUUCAACCUCACUGGCUUGAACACUGAGGUUUCCUACUAUCAAUAUGCUCUUGAUCUCGUGACCGAUGUUUUUGACCUCGAUGCCGAUGAUGACCUCCGCGAGCAAAUCGAAAAGUCCGCCCGCCACCUUUACGGCUUGGUCCAUGCCCGGUACAUCGUUACCACUCGCGGUCUCGCUAAAAUGCUUGAGAAGUACAAGAAGAGCGACUUCGGCAAGUGCCCUCGUGUGAUGUGCGAUGGCCACGCUCUGUUGCCUGUGGGCCAGUCCGACAUCCCCAACCAGAGCACUGUCAAACUGUACUGCCCUAAGUGUGAAGAUAUCUACAACCCCAAAUCCUCUCGCCACGCAUCCAUCGACGGCGCCUACUUUGGCACCUCCUUCCACUCCAUCCUGUUCCAGGUGUACCCUGCCCUCAACCCCGAGAAGAGCGCCCGCCGUUAUGAGCCCCGCAUUUAUGGCUUCAAGGUGCACGCCGCAGCUGCGCUUGCUCGCUUCCAGGACGGCAACCGCGAGGAUCUGAAGUGGCGUCUCGCCGAGGCUGGCAUCAACCACAAGUUUGUCGAGGACAGUGAUAGCGAUGAAGAUGCCUUUGAAUAUGACGAGGAAGCCGAAGCUGCCGAGCCAGCCAAGGCCGAGCGGGUCAUCGGCGACGCCGCAUCUGGUCGCAUGGAUAUCGGCAACUAA
Messenger RNA from Penicillium canescens, 1188 nucleotides. RefSeq names its product casein kinase II subunit beta. The transcript is spliced from 2 exons. The record is from RefSeq and is a predicted model, not a curated record. Gene Ontology annotation, cellular component: protein kinase CK2 complex; cytoplasm. NCBI's taxonomy places the organism in Eukaryota, Fungi, Ascomycota, Eurotiomycetes, Eurotiales, Aspergillaceae. Gene Ontology annotation, molecular function: protein kinase regulator activity. The coding region runs from base 1 to 1188 and encodes 395 amino acids.